AUGCGUCCGGCUUUGGCCCUGGUGCGGCAAGCGGCUCUCCAGCCCAGAGCACUUCAAGCCCGACCUUUGCUCCGACCAGCCCUCGCCAACGUCGGCUGCAGCCACUGGGCGCGCGACUAUUCCGCCAAACCGAAGCCGCCGAAGGAGCCGCCAGUUGAGAUCGCCGAGGAGACGCUCGAGGCCGACUUCUUCGAGGAGGUCGAGAUUGAAGCCGACCCAGUAUGGGAGGGCGAGGAGGUCUCGGAGGGCGUGUUCAUGUCCGCCAUGCCUGUUCCGGACCUGGACGAGAGCGAGCUGGAGGAGAAGUUUGUGCGCGGCCGUGGCCCCGGAGGUCAAGCGAUCAACAAGACAAACUCAUCCGUGUCGCUCCUGCACAAGCCAACGGGCAUCCGAAUCCAGAGUCAGCCAACUCGUUCUAGAGCUCAGAAUCGAGUCAUCGCCCGGCAAAUCCUGAAGGAGCGGCUGGACCUCAUGCGUGCCCGCGGUGAGCUUGAGGGCAUUGAGCCUUCGCAGCCCCAGUCUGCCGAUCCCGCGACCAUGAACCGCAAGGAAAGGCUUGCGGCCGAGGCUCGCACAUGGAGCAAGCAGGAGCUGCGGUGGGAGAAGGAGAGGCGGAGGAAACAGAACCGCAAGAAGAAGGUCAAUAAGAGGAAGAACAAGGAGGGCAAGGAAGAGGCGGAGGCUGAGGCUGAGGAGUGA
Messenger RNA from Trichosporon asahii var. asahii CBS 2479, 699 nucleotides. RefSeq lists its product as uncharacterized. Gene Ontology annotation, cellular component: mitochondrion. Bases 1 to 699 code for a protein of 232 amino acids. NCBI's taxonomy places the organism in Eukaryota, Fungi, Basidiomycota, Tremellomycetes, Trichosporonales, Trichosporonaceae. The record is from RefSeq and is a predicted model, not a curated record. Gene Ontology annotation, molecular function: translation release factor activity. Gene Ontology annotation, biological process: translational termination. The transcript is spliced from 3 exons.